GAAGGAAGAGAGGACGCCAUAUUGAUAAAACUAGUGUAAACAGUGAAACGAGAUUGUUUCAAAGCGAUCUUUUUCUUGCCUUCCACGGUUUGGGUGUUUCAAGACAACAAUUUGAUAUGGGAGAAGUGUAUGCACCUACGGGUCAGUCUGAAGCAGCACAACUUCUAGCCACUUUCUGGCCAAGGCAAAUGCAAGAAAUCAGAAAUAUGAAUACAAAUGAUUUCAAAGUUCAAGAGUUACCAUUAGCAAGAAUCAAGAAGAUAAUGAAGCAAGAUGAGGAAGUCAAAGUAAAUGUUUUUGCUUCUACUGUAGGUUCUUUUGCAGCACAUUUUCAUGUGGACAUAGGCUUAAGAAGAACCCUCCAGAGAAAUGACAUUGCUAUGGCAAUUACCAAGUUUGAUCAAUUUGAUUUUCUCAUUGAUAUUGUGCCAAGAGAUGAACUCAAACCUCCUAAGCGACAGGAUCCAAUUCGUCAGACAGUGGUUGCUCCUGAUCAAGUUCAGUACUACUUCCACCUUGCCCAACAUCAUGCAGUUUCAAUGCAACAGCAGCAACAACAGCCUCAGCAAGGACAGCAGGCACCACAAGCACAACAGGCGCAACAACAGAUAGCAACACAAGUGCAACAACAGCAAGUGGCAGCCAGCACCCAGCCUCAGACUAUUAUAACUGGUGUGCCAACACAGCAAAUUGUCACCAUGGCACCUGGACAGGCUCAGAUGCUACAGAACCAACCACAGGAACAAAGUGAUGUUCAGUAUCCGGUCCAUUUUAACUCUCCACAAUUGCAGUACCUCCGUAUGCAGCAGAUUCAGCAACUUCAGCAACAGCAACAACAACAGCAGCAGGCACAAGGCCAACAACAAGCGCAACAAACAACCCAACAACAACAGGCUGCACAACAGCCUGCACAAACAACUGCUGAACAGGCACAACAACAGGCUCAGCAGCAAGCGCAGCAGGCCUCUGCUCAACCAACGGAGUUUACAUUCACUGCUGGAGGACAGAUUUACCAGCUUCAGCAACAUCCACACACUGGCGUUACUGCCGUGGCUGUAGCAGCACCACAGGGAACUUAUAUUCAGCAGCAAGGCGCCACAGCAGAACAAGCCUCACUCACAGCUACUGAAGCACAGCAACAGCAAUAGGAAGGUUGUUGACAUUUUGAGGAAUCCACUCUAAAUUUACUAGAAAUGGAACAAUGGAAUACACUCUGCUCAUGUAUAUAACGGCGCUGUUAAACAUUGGCGUGACGAUGUGCUACUGCAGAUACAUCAAAGUGAACUAAUUUAUUUUUGCUGCGAUUACUGCCGCUGGCUACAAUAAUAUUUUAUAAAUAUUUUACACAUGUUAUCACGCAAUCGGAUAGAAUAUAUAACGAGAAAAAGCCAAAAGUCUGGAUAGGGUUUUCUUUUCCCUCAGAGUUCAGUGAGAGAAAAGAAAUCCAAAGAGUUAAACUUUUUAGGAUCAAUGUCAGUAUCUGGGGAACUGUGCACCAACCCCUCCCCCCCUAAUCGAAAAGUCACUCUUGUUAUCAGUUGACUGUUGUUGGGUUAGGGGUGGGGUAGGUGUGCAGAUGCUUAGAUACUGACAGGGAUCCACAGUUUGCAAGAGAGUAGGAAUAUUGAGUAAAAAUAUUUACGUGGAAGUACGGUAUACAGUCUGUAAAGAUUGGUUUCCAAAUUAUAUCAGAGAGCAUUUAUUCGUUUACCGUUUUAACUUUAUCAUUUUACAACAAUCACCUUUGACGAGCUGAAACCAAUCAAAGGAAAGAUAUGAGAGUGUUCAACCCAACCAUAUUCAAAGUCUUAAAAGUUUUCGGAAAUACAUUUACUAACGCGAUUUUUUUUGUGCAUGUUUUUUCACCCCUUGGUAUUUAUUGAACUUAAAUUUACCUCCUACAUAACCAGAACUUCAAGAAGCUCUUAUCUCGCUAUAUUCUCCUUUUCAACUCAAAGAAAAGGAAAAUAUAGAUAGAAGACACUAACCUUAAACUUCUUUAGUCAAGGCAGCUUGUAGUUCAUCAAGACCUACCACUUCCUAAGUGAUGUCAAGGUACUUUGCCUCUGCUGCCUAGAGGAAAAUCCUCUGUCUUUAUCCCCUCUGUCUUCGAUAGAGCGGUUUUUAAUUGAGUAUCGAAAAUAAUCCUAUACUGCUUUGGUCUUGCGUUACUUCGCUCUUUGAUUGGUUCAGAAAUCUCACGCCACCAUCUCAACCAAUCAGAUGAAAAACGUAAACCAAUCCCAACUGUGUAACUCGCGUUUUCCCGCGAUUGAAGCGGGUUGCUUAUUUUACUUUGAGUUCUCAUUGAUUAAUGAUGACAUUAACCUUCGUUCUGAUUGGUAGAUGUGAUAACUUUGAUUUUGGCUUUUUCACACAGUAACACGUUGGUUAUUUAUCUUUAUCCCCAUUCUCCACUAGUUGAAAGUUCUUAUGGCUGUUUAUGAAUCGUCUGGCAUCGAUCGUGCUUUUAUUUUGGAUUGCUCUAUAACAUUACUUCUUUAAUUGUGUCUUGUAUUAUACCUUUACUAAGCGUAAACAUUCAUGUACUUUUUUCUUUUCUGUAUAUCAGCCAAUAUAUAUCUUUUCUGAAUCAUCUGGCAUCGAUCGUGCGUGAAAUUUUGAAUUACUCUAUAGCAUUACUACUUUAAUUGUACCUUUACAAAGCGUAAACAUUCAUAGCCUUUUUUCUUUUCUGUAUAUCUGCCAAUAUAUAUCUUCUCUGAAUCGUCUGGCAUCGAUCUUGGUUGAAAUUUUGGAUUACUCUAUAACAUUACUACUUUAAUUGUACCUUUACUAGGCGUAAACAUUCAUAGCCUUUUUUUCUUUUCUGUAUAUCAGCCAAUAUAUAUCUUCUCUGAAUCAUCUGGCAUCGAUCUUGGUUGAAAUUUUGGAUUACUCUAUAACAUUACUACUGUAAUAUUACCUUUAGUAGGUAUAAACAUUCCUAUACUUUUCUCUAUAUAUCUGCUUUCCUCUUAUUCUUUCCUCUUUUCCUUUUUUGUCAAAUCUUUGUGUCAAAUGACCGCUAUUUUUAUUAUGCAUUAAAAGCUAUUUACAACUUCA
Molecule: messenger RNA, 3066 nt
Organism: Pocillopora damicornis (cauliflower coral)
Lineage: Eukaryota; Metazoa; Cnidaria; Anthozoa; Scleractinia; Pocilloporidae
Biological process (GO): regulation of transcription by RNA polymerase II
Cellular component (GO): CCAAT-binding factor complex; nucleus
Molecular function (GO): protein heterodimerization activity; DNA-binding transcription activator activity, RNA polymerase II-specific; RNA polymerase II cis-regulatory region sequence-specific DNA binding
Source: RefSeq, a predicted model, not a curated record